CCCAGCUGGCUGCUGGACAGCUGGCUCUGACCAACGACGUGGAGCUGGUGCCGGCCAUGGCCAACAUGCCGCAGAUCACCAGCCUCGACGUCCAGUGCGAGAAAUCCGGAAUGACGGUGAACGUGGCCUUCUCGCAGCCCUUCGACGGUGUCAUCUUCAGCAAGGGCCACUUCUCCAACCCCGCCUGUCGGUAUGUGGCGGCCAACUCGGGACGUUCCAGUUUCACACUCACCAUCCCAAGUGGUGAGUGUGGCACAGCUACGUCUGAUAUCACCAACAACGGUCCAAGCGGGAAGAGCCGUGAAUCCAGUACCCGCAUGACCAACACCAUCAUCGUACAAAAUGAUCCCACAGUGCAAGAAGUUUGGGACGUCGCCCGCACAAUCAAGUGUGACUGGGUUGACAAUCUCGUUAAGACUGUGGCCUUCAAUCCCUUUGCUGUCGGAAUGUUAGAUGCUCAAGAGGUCCGCUUCAAAGGAGGUCAACCUAUUGAGUGCUGGAUGGACUUGAAACAAGGACGUUGGCCAUUGACAUCCGACAUUGACUCCAUCGUUAAGAUCGGCGAGACACUUUCCCUGAUGGUGUAUGCACGUGACAACAAAGGCAUGUACGAUGUGAGCGUCAAGGACUGCUAUGCUUAUGGAGGCCCAAAUUAUGACGAUGUAAACACUCCUCGAAUCCAGCUGACAGACGAACAAGGCUGUGUUCUAAAAGACAAACUAAUCAGCCCUUUCUACAGCACCCGGCAGCGAGACGAGAGGGGAGAAAUUAUUGUCACCUAUGCUUUUGUACAGGCUUUCAAGUUCCCUGAUGUUAUGGAUGUAUUCAUGUCGUGUAAUGUAGAAAUAUGCAAGGGAGAUUGUGACAGCAUUUGUGGUUCUCUUGUUAAAGGUCCAUCAUCCCCUGGUACUACCACUGAAGGUCCAUUUCGCACUGGCAGCACACUAUUUGGCGAACCUAUCACUACUCCAGGGCCUACUACUGUCCCCUCAUGCUUUCCUGGCUCUACUGAUCCAAGAUGCUAUUCAUCACCACCCACUGUCCCUAGUAUUUCUGUUUGUGGGCCUGGUUCCACUGAUCCUGCUUGCCAGUUUACCUCCCCUGAACAGGAACUUUGUGGCUUUGGAAGCAAAGAUCCUAGAUGUAUCUUCCCAACAACAUCCUCUCCUAAUAGGGGUAAAGCAAUUAACUCUAGUCCUCCUCCCAAACAAACACUGACAACUGCUUUCAAACUCCCCACACCUACUAUUCCACAAUUCCAAUGUGUCCCGGGUUCAACUGAUCCUCGAUGUGUACAACCCACAUCUCCUUCACCCCCACGGUGUUUUGCUGGUUCAACUGAUCCACGGUGCCCUAAACCAACUACCACUGCUCCUCCACUAUGCUUUGUUGGGUCUACUGAUCCUCGGUGCCCCAAACCUACUACCCCUGCUCCACCACUGUGCUUUGUUGGUUCAACUGAUCCACGAUGCCCAAAGCCCACCACCCCUGCUCCUCCGCGAUGUUUUGCAGGUUCAACUGACCCGCGUUGCCCUCAGCCCACUACUCCUGCACCACCCAAAUGUUUUGCUGGUUCAACUGACCCUCGCUGCCCCAAACCCACAACACUAGCCCCUCCAAGAUGCUUUGCAGGUUCAACUGACCCUAGGUGCCCAAAACCUACUACCCCAGAACCCCCACAAUGUUUUGUUGGUUCAACUGACCCUCGAUGCCCACAACCCACAACUGUUGCCCCUCCUAGAUGCUUUGCUGGGUCAACAGACCCUCGAUGCCCCAAACCUACCAUUCCCCCAUCCCCACCAAGAUGUUUUGUUGGUUCAACUGACCCAAGGUGUCCUCAGCCCACUACCCCUGCACCUCCAGUUUGCCUCCCAGGGUCAACUGAUCCUAGAUGUCCUCAGGUGACAAGUCCAGCCUCCACUCCUCUCAUUUGCCUCCCAGGAUCAUCUGACCCAAGAUGUUCUAGGCCCUCAACAACACCAGCCCCACCCCGUUGUUUCCCAGGUUCUAAAAAUCCUGGAUGCCCUAAACCUUCAACUACCCCUGCCCCACCCAGCUGUUUCCCUGGUUCUACAGAUCCAAGUUGCCCUAAGCCCACAACAAUUCCAGCUCCACCUCUCUGUUUCCCUGGUUCUGUUGACCUGAGAUGCCCUAAACCCACAACACCAGCUCCACCUCGCUGUUUCCCUGGUUCCACUGCUCCAGGAUGUCCUAGGCCCACAACUACACCCUCCCCACCCCGCUGUUUCCUUGGAUCUACUGACCCAAGAUGUCCUAAACCCUCUACUACCCCAGCUCCACCAAAGUGUCUCCCUGGUUCUAAUGAUCCGAGAUGCCCUAAAAUUACUACAACCAGACCACCACCUCGGUGUUUCCCUGGUUCCCGUGACCCUAGAUGUCCUAAACCCACAACAACUCCAGCUCCACCACAAUGUUUCCCUGGAUCUACAGAUCCACGGUGUCCUAAACUCACCACUACCACCCCUGUCCCAUUCCGCUGUCUUCCAGGCUCUGCAGAUCCUAGAUGCCCACAGCUUACCACACCAGCUGCUUGUUUCCCUGGAAGCUUUGACCCUAGAUGUCAAAAGGGUACUACCCCAGCCAAACCAAUUUGCUUUGCUGGAUCACCAGACCCUCGUUGUUCUAAGAGUUUGCCCACUGCAGCAACAACCCCUAAACCUACUCAGCGGCCAACGAUCCGGCCUACUACUUUCCGUCCUUCACUGAGGCCAACCUUCAGGCCUCGCCCAACCCCUACUCCACAACCCACAACUCUACAGCCAGAACCCCCACGCAGGGAUUCUGUGCUCUUCCCUGCAACAAUCACUACUCCUCGGCCUACCACCACUACGUCUUUCUCUAGAGUAAAAGCUCCCGCAGUCACUACCCCAAGGCCAAAACCUUCAGGUCCUGCUCUUAAGCCAACUACACCCUCUAGUCGAGGCAAGCCCAACAGAGGUAAACAGUUGUCAUCAGCUCCUCAGCCUAAGCCAGAACCUACAGGAAAGGAAUGGGAAGGGGAGUCUCGUUUCCAUGCCUUCCACAGUUUCCACUUCCAAAAGGGUGAUGGAAGGCGGGGCAGAAGGUUUGGUGCUCGACUAUCUAGAGAUGCCGAUGAGGAAGUUCCUCUAUCUCGGAGCAUUCGAUCUCCUGGUGAACCACUCCCAGGAAAGCGCCCACUUUUGGAAAAGGUUCCUGUCAGGUUGUCUCGAUCUUUAUCAGUUAUUUCUGCCACCGACUUGCCAGAACCCAGGAAAUCUUUUUUCAGGGUUCAGUCAGAGGAAGAGACAGCACAGGCAUUUAGCGAACCAGUAUAUUCUGAUCCUCUAGGCACAGUAUGCCUUCCUGUAGCCAUUUUCACAGCUUCCAUCCUCUCCCUUUUGUUUCUUCUCCUGCUGUCAUCUACAGUGGCUCUGGUGUUGUAUAUUCGGCAGCGAGACAGCCACAAAAAACAUAUGGCUGCCUGGCUAGGGCACUAGUCUUCCUC
Molecule: messenger RNA, 3487 nt
Organism: Penaeus indicus
Lineage: Eukaryota; Metazoa; Arthropoda; Malacostraca; Decapoda; Penaeidae
Product: basic proline-rich protein-like
Exons: 2
Coding region: 57-3479 (1140 amino acids)
Source: RefSeq, a predicted model, not a curated record